AACCACAGUUCACAUCAGACUUGUAAAUUUCGGCCUAAUCAUUAACUGGCACCUCACCCCCGUCCCUACCCUGAGGGGAGGGUCAAGCGCCUAUAAAUACCGCCGAAGAGAACCGACUCGCAGCUCACUCAACAGGUUCCACGCAACAAGGACAGGAUGAGAGCUGCUGUGGCUUUCGUGGCGUUAGUGGCGCUACUUUGCGUGGCGGAGGCCGAUCCGGGAGGGAAGAGAAAGGGCGGAGGAAGGCGAGGCGGAGGGAGACACUUCGGCGGAGGCUACGGGGGAAGCUACAGCAGCGCCGGGGCCUUCGCCGGGGGCGCCAGUGCCGUUGCCGGGGCUGGAGGCUUCCCGGGCAGCGCCGGAGCCUUCGGUGGCGCGACAGGAGGCUUCGGUGGCACCGGUGUGAGCGCAGGAGCAUUCGGUAGCGGCGCAGGAGGCUUUGGCGGCAGACCAGUUGGCACCGGAGGAUACGGUGGACUCGGAGGCAGGCCAGUUGGCACCGGAGGCUUUGGAGGCACUUCAGGCUUUGGCGGCACUUCAGGAGGCUUCGGUGGCACCACAGGUGGCUUCGGUGGCACUUCAGGAGGUUUCGGUGGCACUUCAGGAGGCUUUGGUGGCACUUCAGGAGGUUUCGGUGGCACUUCAGGAGGUUUCGGCGGCACUUCAGGAGGCUUUGGAGGUUCCGGUGGCACCACAGGAGGUUUCGGAGGCACCGGCGGACAAUUUGGAAGCGGCGGCACUUCAGGAGGCUUCGGCGGCACUUCAGGAGCUGGAGCGGUUUCCGUCGUGGAUUUCGCUCGUAAAGGCCCGACAAAAGCUACCACCUCGACAGGCAGCGGAUCCAAGAACUACGGGCGUUAAUCUCGUAGCCACAUUAGGGAUAAAUGAUGUGGUUCUAAUUGCUAUGUGGCCGUCGUAUGGCAUGUGGAAGGCACACAGCCACUUAAAAGACACAUAAUGUGGUUCUUAUUGCUCAUGUGGCCGUGUUAUCGCACGAGGGUGGUGUCGUUCCAGCAUGUUCUAAUGUGCCAAGAUUGUACUGUAUUUAAGGAUCAUUUUAACUUGGCUUGUUUCCCAACGCGUGUGAUUCCAUUACCAGUACGUGUUUUCCCUAACUCGUACGCCUCCUGUGCAUAAGGGUGAUUAAAUGUUUCCAAACAAACAAACAA
Molecule: messenger RNA, 1169 nt
Organism: Penaeus monodon (black tiger shrimp)
Lineage: Eukaryota; Metazoa; Arthropoda; Malacostraca; Decapoda; Penaeidae
Product: glycine-rich protein 5-like
Source: RefSeq, a predicted model, not a curated record